CGACUAUCUUUAACCUCCACGAUUAAUCCUACCACCAGAGACUGUACCAUAUAUAAGUAUCAUGAGCCAGAGGAUUUCUAGAAUCAUAGUUUAAUCGUGGCUCGUACGUUCAGGUGAAUAUCUGGCGUAUUUACAGUGUCUGCUGUUUCGUGAGUUAUCGAAUAUCCUCGAGUAGCGAUAAGCCUAAGUAAAUAUAAAAUGUGAACGUUCUUUGUCUUAUAAUGAAAGCUAUGCAUCAAAUACUGAUCUGUCUGCUUCUUGUGAUUGCAAUCGUCUACGCGGUUGCUCGACCCGACGACUCGACCCAGAACAUCUUUUCCAAAAGUAUUACCUCUCCAGAGAAAUACCCAGAAAAAUUUGACCAUAUCAAUGUGGACGAAAUUCUGAAGAGUGAGCGCUUGUUAACUAAUUAUUACAAGUGUUUAUUAGACGAAGGAAGAUGCACUACUGAUGUAAAUGAAAUCAAAAAGAUCUUCCCCGAAGCUUUGGCCACCGAAUGCCUGAAAUGUACUGAAAAGCAAAAAGAAAUUGUCAACAAGGUGGUCACCUUCUUGAUCACGAACAAGCCAAAAUUGUGGGACCAUCUGAUGAACAAGUACGACCCUGAAAACAAAUACAGAUAUAAAUACGAGGAGCAAGUGAAAAUGGCUGCUGCAGGAGCUAAUUAAACAUAAUUAUUCUAACAUAGGAAAUAGGACAAAUGCCAUUGCCCAUUCCAGAAAUUAUUCACGUCCGAAUAACAAUAAACAAGCGGACGCAGUAUUUAUUUGUAUAUGCAAAACAAGCGAAAACAAAAAAAAAGGAAGUAAUCUCGAGACGACGAAUAUGUAAUUUUAUAAUGCAAGAGAAGUAAAAAUUGAUUUGAGCAAA
This is a messenger RNA of Bombus pascuorum, 870 nucleotides long. Its product is annotated as ejaculatory bulb-specific protein 3-like. The coding region runs from base 222 to 668 and encodes 148 amino acids. The record is from RefSeq and is a predicted model, not a curated record. The transcript is spliced from 3 exons. NCBI's taxonomy places the organism in Eukaryota, Metazoa, Arthropoda, Insecta, Hymenoptera, Apidae.